Molecule: messenger RNA, 4308 nt
Organism: Daphnia magna
Lineage: Eukaryota; Metazoa; Arthropoda; Branchiopoda; Diplostraca; Daphniidae
Exons: 6
Biological process (GO): positive regulation of Rho protein signal transduction
Molecular function (GO): guanyl-nucleotide exchange factor activity
Source: RefSeq, a predicted model, not a curated record
AUGGAGAUUCCAUUGUCCUGCUCGUGUAAAUGCAAGAAGACCUGCAUAGCCGACGAGACAAAUAACCCAGAACACCCAGAAAACUAUGGAAUCGGACCCACUGACGACCGAGCACCGUCACCGGAAAGGUGUGGAGCCGAAUCCGUUCAGCCGAAUCCAUCACCAGUACGAGAAAGUUGCGAAACGCCACAGAAUAAUCGCGAAACGAUACCGGAAUGUCAGGAAAUAUACUUGAAAUCCACGCAACCCAGUGGAAUCGACAACGAACUUGGUUUGAACAAGGAGCAAACGGUGGCUAUUAGCCAACGUCAGCAAUGUUCCGAAAAUUCAGCGAUUCUUCCCUUUCGUCAUCGGUUCGACGAAAUAACAUCAGUGGCUUUUGAAGAAAAUGAAUUGACGGAUGAAGAAAACUAUGGAAUCGGACCCACUGACAACCAAGCACCGUCACCGGAAAUGUGUGGAGCUAAAUUCAUUCAGCCAAAUCCAUCACCAAUACGAGAAAGUUGCGAAACCAUACCAGAAUGUCAGGAAAUAUACCUGAAAACCACGCAAUUUAGUCGAAUCGACAACGAACUUGGUUUGAACAAGGAGCAAACGGUGGCUAGCCAACGUUGUUGGCAAAAUUCAGCGAUUAUUCCCUUUCGUCAUCGGUUCGACGAACUUACAUCAAUGGCUUUUGAAGAAAAUGAAUUGAUGGAUGAUGACUCAAAGGAAGAAGAAAGCAUCCAAGAGAAGUUUAGAGACAGAAUUUUAAAAGCAUUAGGACCAAAUAGCUGUUUCACAUACUUUGGUACGUCCGUCCAAGAAUGGAUUCCUAAUCUCAAAAUCUAUUCAUCCUAUUGUUAUCAGCUGAUUGAAGUUAAAAAGCUGCUAGACGAAAAAAAGAACUCUGAUCCUCUAUUUGAGGAUUUCCUCAGACGUUGUCUGGAGUCCAGCUUUUCACGGCGUUUGGAUCUGUGGAGCUACCUGGACGCUCCCAGAUCCCGUUUAAUGAAAUAUCCCCUCCUAUUGACCCAGACACAAAAGUUUGGAAAAAACAACCACAAUGAAUUCAAGGCACUUGAACAAGCUCUUCAAAUGCUUCGCGAUGUUCUAGACCAAGUAGACAGAUCAACGGGACUUGCAAUAUGCAAACAGGUAAUCGAUAAAAUUGAUUUGCCUGAGGAAAUGACUACAGUUUUUGAAGAUGCCAACACUGUUAUGUGUAGAGGAGAACUCGAGACCUGUCAAGGGAUCAAGCUUCAAUGCUUUCUGUUCAACAGUGGGCUGGUCCUCACCAGAGCUGAUUCCAGGGGGCGCCUAAAUCUCUACGGGAAUCCCUUUGAAGCAGGACACUUCAAAAUAGUUGAUUUAGGGAGCGAGGUCCAACAAAAAACUAACAGAAGCAAACUUCAAACGAGGUAUUUACUUCGAGUCGAUACACCGUCGGAAAAUAAAAUUUGGUUGAGUUUUGUCGAACUCAAGAAGCGUAAACGAACGUCAGCAGCUUCAAAACGGGCUUCGACAACUCCAAAAAGGUCUUCGCCCGCAAAAAAAAAGCAAUCACGGACACCAAUUGUCAACACGACUCCAACUCCGCAGAGAAAAAGAUCUUCUACAGCAGAUGAACGUCCUUCGCGAAUAGGUACACGCAUCUCCCCACGUACCUUGCAACGACAAACUGGCCUUACCCAUUAUAAAGACACAUCCAGCGAAUCGGAGGACGACGAGGAUAGCGUUGAAGUUAGCGAAAUUUCAGAAGACCCGAACGGUGACAAAGAAGACGAAGAGCCUAACGAACAGACUGUCGCUGUGGCGAAAACUGCUCAGCGAAAAAAACGUGGUCGGAGAACAAGAAGCCGAAAGAGGCCGGUUAAAAAGAAAUUGCAAAAGAUCGUUGAAGAGGCAGAAGAAACUGCGGAGAAAGAAACGGCAAUUGAAGAAGCAGAAAAAGUGGAAAUGAAAGUAGAAAAAGAAGAUGCGGAAGAAAAAGUUCAGAAUGAAGAUAAGAUUGUAAAAGAAGAAGAGACGUCUAACAUCGGUAAAGAUGACAAUGUCUUCGAUGAAGCUGAUGAGACGCUCGACAAGCAAGAAAAAGGCUCCAAAGAAGGAGAUGAAGUAAUAAAGCCGCCAAUUCCCUUACAGGGCGAAACCAUUAAGACCGAUAUAAAGAAGGAAGAGAGCGAACAACCUGUAAUUAACGAAGAACAAAACGAACCGAAGAAAGAAGCUACUACUUAGCGCUUUACGGUGUCUCAAUUGUUGCAAAAACUCGCUCCAUCAAAAGAGCCAGCAACACCAGCAGCUCCUGAAACUACCACUUCUUCGGAAGCAGAACCGAUAUCCGAGACGGUUUCCGAUCCUGAUCGUGCAUCGUAUGACCCCUACUUCUUCGAACUCAUCAUUUCCAAUGUAGAAGAAUUACAAGACUGGAUCAAUCGCUUUAGCGAUGUAAAUGAAGAAGGAAAACCUCGUCCUCGCUGUGAGGUAAAACUCCGCGAGCAUCUUCAGUCGCUGCUGGAGGAGGCCCAGCCACUGGCGUCUGACCAGCAACAAGCCAAUCAAAAAAUUUGCCAACAACUGUGGAAAGAAUGGGAACGCUACCGAUGCUCUUCAUCGAGCAAUCGCCAAACCUCUGGUGCAGCCGAUGAAAGCGAUCGAAUUCGUGAUUCAGGCAUGUCAGAAUCGGAGGGUUCUCAACCAGAAGAUAACACGAGCUCUAUCGGAUCGGAAGAUGGCGUGCGACAUUCACGCCGACUUCGAGUUAAGCGUAUUCUACACACAGCUAAUGGUUCUCAUCAGAGUACGAGAAGUUCCAGUCCGAUGGAAGAAGAGCCUCCUAGCAAACACAAUCGCAAAGGGUCCUAUAACUUUGAUCCGGCUUGGGACUCGGACGCCCAUUCAACACCUGAAACACCUGUGGGUCGUAAACGUUCUAACUACAUCCCUGAAAUGAAAAAUCCUGGCUUUUGGAUUGGGCGACGCGUUACCAGGGCAACAGCUGAAUUUGUUGGUGUUCCAGAAGAAAGCACAAGUCCACCUCAAGAACCACAAAAUAGCCAACCUGUGAUUAAGUCUGUAGACAAAUCUCCUCCAGCAGGCGUCCAAACAGACCAGCUCGUUGAUCAGCUUCGUCAACUCCGUCGACAACAGGUUUUACUCAGCAGUAACGAUCCACGUCCAAGUGCAUCAGCUGUCAGCUCACCUAACGGUUCACCGUCAGUUUAUUUUCCCUCUAAAGACGGACAACUAGUAAGAAUCACGAACCCGAAAACAGCUGGAUUUCUCACACAGCUCAAAACGAACCGGUCAUUACAGUCAAACACGUCUAGCCCAAUUGCUGCUCAACCGAGAAAAAUUUUCAUUCAUCAAAGGCCGCCCCUCCAUCUUCAGAAAGCGGGUGGCAGCCCACCAGCACCAGUAUCCAUCGACAUCACCCAGUUAGUUAGCCAGGCAGCCCUAAAUGGGUUGAUUGUGGCUCACGAGCCGCGCAGUCUAUCGUUGGAUAUGGGACAACAUGGGCGUUUUAUGGUCACGGCCCAAAUGACACCAGCUGGCCCUAAAGUCAUCAGCGCAUCUCCGUUGCCACGAAAGUUGAAAAUCAUUACUAAUGCGGCUUCUACGGACGCCGCUUCCGUUGUUCAAGCUGUUCCUGAAUUGGCAGUUGCAGCUACCGAAUCAACUCUUGUCGAUUCUUCUUCUCCUAAAGUCGUUCUUGCAGUUCCCACUUCAAUUGAAUUAAAUUCUGCAAUUCCUGUUGCUGAGGAAUCGACUGCUAAAACCUCUAUUGCCGCUAAUUUGGCUCACGCAGAUCAGCCUGCCGCAAAAGAUGUCACCACCGUAACCAAAUCAAUUCCUCCUAACGUGACGCCAUCCCUUGUCAACCCGGCCAUUACCCCUAAGACCAAUGGAUCGCCUGCCGUUUCCAAACAAAUCCUUAUUAGCGAUCCGAGACAGAACAAUAUUAUCAGUGCUGAUAUUCUUCGUUCAGUUGCUGGGCCAGAAGCUGUUGGAGCAAGAUUGACUAUUGUCAAAGAAGGCAACUCGAAGAUGCUUACCUUGAUUCUCUCCAAUGGCGAGAUUCGCCGACUUACCAAUUCACAGGUCCAGCAGAUCCAGGCCGCUGUACGCAACAAAACGAAACCUACAAGCGAUGAAGCUGCAGCUUCCUGAGUCGUCCCUUCGUUUACAUUUCUCCUGAAAUUUUUGCUAUUUAUUCAUUUCGUCUUCACUUGCGAUCAAAUAAAAUUUUCUUAUUAUGACUGAUGACCCCAUAGCAUGUCAAAACUUAUAACUUGGUCGCAAGGCGAAUAAAAUUCUUUUUUCUUA